Molecule: messenger RNA, 788 nt
Organism: Protopterus annectens (West African lungfish)
Lineage: Eukaryota; Metazoa; Chordata; Ceratodontiformes; Protopteridae
Product: putative inactive cytochrome P450 2G1
Exons: 5
Coding region: 1-753 (250 amino acids)
Biological process (GO): xenobiotic metabolic process
Cellular component (GO): cytoplasm; intracellular membrane-bounded organelle
Molecular function (GO): oxidoreductase activity, acting on paired donors, with incorporation or reduction of molecular oxygen, reduced flavin or flavoprotein as one donor, and incorporation of one atom of oxygen; heme binding; iron ion binding
Source: RefSeq, a predicted model, not a curated record
AUGCAUGGUGUGCUACCGAGGAGGAACCAUGGCCGUGUACAUGGUAGCAUAUGCUAUGACCUAUCAUUUAUCUAUUUUGCUUUUCCUCAGCAAAAAGAUAAACCUGGCAGUGAAUUUUUCCAGGAAAACUUAAUUGCAUCAACACUUAACCUGUUUUUUGCUGGAACAGAAACAACUGCCACUACGAUCCGUUAUGGAGUCCUUCUUCUGUUAAAAUAUCCUCAUAUUCAGGAAAAGGUUCGUGAAGAAAUAGACCAUGUAAUUGGCCAUAAUCGAUGCCCUGCUAUGAAUGACAGAAAAAAUAUGCCAUAUACAGAUGCAGUUAUACAUGAGAUCCAGCGCUUCAUUGACCUGGUUCCCAUGUCUGUCCCUCACUGUGUACUGCAAAACACCAAAUUCAGAGGGUACACUAUUCCAAAGGGUACCUUAGUGAUUCCUCUGCUCUCAUCAGUACUGCAUGACAAAACAUACUUUGAAAAUCCAGAAACAUUCGACCCAGGACAUUUUUUGGAUGAAAAUGGUCGUUUUAAAAUGAAUGAUGCCUUCAUGCCAUUCUCAGCAGGAAAGCGAAUUUGUCUUGGACAACCCUUGGCUCGGAUGGAGAUUUUUUUGUUCCUUACAACACUCCUGCAGAAUUUUACAUUUAAAGCACUUGUUGAUCCAGAGAAGAUUGAUGUGAAAGCAGAAAACAGUGGUUUUCUGAAUAUACCACAGGCUUUCAAAGUUUGUGUUAGUAGUCGCAAACCAUUCUAGUGUCAUGCAGAAAAUAAAUAUGAUUAUAUCACUUA